AUGUUCCCCUGGGGAGCCUGUCCUAAAGGUGGUGUCUCCUUCCUCCUGCAGAACGUGAGGAUCGACCCCAGCAGCAUCGCCUUCGGCAUGUGGAAAGACAUCCCUGUUCCCUUCUUCCUCUCGGUGCACUUCUUCGAAGUGCUGAAUCCCCAGGAGAUCCUGCAGGGAGCGAAGCCGGUUGUGAGACAACGUGGGCCCUAUGUUUACAGAGAGUUCAGGCAUAAAACGAAUAUCACGUUCCACGACAACGGCACCGUCUCCUUCCUGGAGUACCGGAAUCUCUUCUUCCGGCCGGAAUUGUCUUUGGGCAGCGAGGACGACUACAUCGUUGUGCCCAACAUGCUGCUCAUGGGGGCAGCUGUAAUGAUGGAAAACCUGCCGAACUUUGUGAAGCUCUUGCUGAGCGGAGCCCUGGCGGGCCUGAAGCAGGAGGCCUUCAUGAACCGCACCGUAGGAGAGCUCAUGUGGGGAUAUGAAGACCCUCUUAUAGACACACUCAAUAUGCUGGUGCCUGGCUUGAUCCCUUUCAAGGGAAAAUUUGGCUUGUUUGUAGAAUUCAACAAUUCCCACUCAGGACUGUUCACAGUGAAUACCGGCAUGCAGGACAUCAGCAGAGUUCACAUGGUGGAUUCUUGGAAUGGAUUGAGAAAAGUGAAAUACUGGAGGACCAACGAAUGCAACAUGAUCAAUGGGACCUCGGGGGAGAUGUGGCCGCCGUUCAUGAGCCCGACAUCGCUGGAGUUUUACAGUCCUGAUGCCUGCAGGUCUAUGAAACUGGUGUACGAGCAGUCCGGGGAGUUUGCAGGAGUGCCCACCUAUCGCUUUGUGGCACCGAAGACGCUCUUUGCCAACGGCACAGACUACCCUCCCAACGAGGGCUUCUGCCCCUGCCUGCAGUCCGGGGUCCAGAACGUCAGCUCCUGCAGAUUCAAUGCACCCAUGUUCCUUUCCCACCCGCACUUCUACAACGCYGACCCGUUCCUGGUGAACGCUGUGGAUGGGCUGCACCCCAGCAAGGAGCAGCACGCGCUCUUCCUGGACGUGCACCCGAUGACGGGCAUCCCCAUGAACUGCUCCAUCAAGCUCCAGCUGAACCUGUAYAUAAAGCAGGUGCCUGGUAUCAUACAAACGGGGAAGACGAAGCCCGUGGUCCUGCCACUGCUGUGGUUUGCAGAGAGUGGAUCCAUCGAAGGCUCAGUCUUAAAUCAGUUUUACACCAACCUGGUGCUGCUCCCAUCCGUGCUGGAAUAUCUGCAGUACAUCUUCCUUGGGCUGAGUAUCCCUCUCAUUAUCACAGCAGCAGUACUCAUGGCGACGAGUAAGAGUGAUGGUGAGAUCCAGGAGUAAGUGAAAAAGAGCAAAAACCCUUGUGGCUAAAAGCUCACUGCCUCCUGGGCUUCACUCUCCUUCAGUAUCUUAAAACCUUGAUUUCAAAGACUUUCCAUGGGGCUUUUUUAUGCAUCAAAUAUCUGGGUGUGUGUUUAGUUGGUGCUCUAGGUUUUAGUGGGUAGGCACGACAAUAACUUCAUUCCGCUGGUGAGUGGAGAUGCAAAGAUGUUCUAUUUAAGAAGCCUUCAGCC
Molecule: messenger RNA, 1580 nt
Organism: Nothoprocta perdicaria
Lineage: Eukaryota; Metazoa; Chordata; Aves; Tinamiformes; Tinamidae
Gene: SCARB1
Product: scavenger receptor class B member 1
Exons: 11
Coding region: 1-1347 (448 amino acids)
Biological process (GO): cholesterol efflux; cholesterol import; plasma lipoprotein particle clearance
Cellular component (GO): cytoplasm; caveola
Molecular function (GO): low-density lipoprotein particle binding; lipid binding; scavenger receptor activity
Source: RefSeq, a predicted model, not a curated record